Molecule: messenger RNA, 3130 nt
Organism: Marchantia polymorpha subsp. ruderalis
Lineage: Eukaryota; Viridiplantae; Streptophyta; Marchantiopsida; Marchantiales; Marchantiaceae
Source: the annotation of a GenBank genome assembly
AGAGGAGGAGCAGAGUCGGACCUUGGGCUGCAAAUGGAGCCAGCAUUGGAAAUUCGACAGCCACGGAAACGGAAGGGGCGCAUGGACGACCAAAGCCCUCGAUAAACCUCGAGAGGUGAAGUCGACGGGACCAUGAAGGCAGGCCGCGUUAUGGCGUCCGCGGUGAUGCCCAUUUCAGCCUCGUGCUGCAGCUGUUUUGUGUCCGCCUCUCCUUCCUCCACGCUCUCCUUCGUCAGCAAUCCUCGCCUGGUUCGGGUGUUUGCGCGCUCGCUGCUGCUCAGGACCUCUUCCUCUUUUGCCUCCGUCUCUGCCGCUGGCCCUCUUCCUCUCUCUCGUCAGACCCGGUUGCGCUCUUCGUUCUUGGGUUCUCCCCGAUGUCCACUUCUUCCCAGGUUUUCUGGCGCAAGCCAGUGUCGUAUGGGAUGGAGAGUAAAGCAAGGAGGCACCCGGUCUAUCACGUGCAAUUUUGCUUUGGAGGUUCCGUCUGCCCAGUCAGUAGAUGCCUAUGAUGCAGGUCAAAUUCAGGUUUUGGAAGGUUUGGAUCCCGUGCGCAAGCGUCCGGGAAUGUACAUAGGAAGCACUGGCCCAAAAGGGCUUCAUCAUCUGGUGUGGGAAGUGCUGGACAACUCUAUUGAUGAAGUCCAAGCCGGGUUUGCCACGAAGAUAGAUGUGGAGCUUCAUGCCGACGGAUCUGUCAGUGUCAGUGAUGAUGGUCGUGGGAUUCCCACAGGUAUCCAUCCAACCACGGGGAAGUCAGCUGUUGAGACUGUUCUGACUGUUUUGCAUGCCGGAGGAAAAUUUGGUGGUGAGAGCAGUGGUUAUUCUGUUUCUGGUGGAUUGCACGGUGUUGGUAUCUCCGUGGUGAAUGCUCUUUCUGAGAACUUGCAAGUUACUGUGUGGCGAAAUGGGAUGGUUCAUGAACAGAUUUAUAAACGAGGGAAGCCCGUCACCGAGCUGACUAGCAGACCUCUACCUAAAGAUCUUUCAUCAAAAUCCGGCACAUGCGUGAAGUUCCUCCCCGACACUGAAGUUUUCACUACUAGUAUUGAAUUUGACUACGGCACUAUAGCUGGACGUUUGAGGGAGCUAGCUUUUCUCAAUUCAGAGGUGACGAUCAACUUGAAACAGUUGAGUGACAAAAGCGAUAAGGUUAAAUCUAAUGAGUAUCACUUUGCUGGAGGUCUGAACGAAUACGUACUUUGGCUCAAUCAGGACAAGGAGCGACUGCAUGAGCCCAUCUCAAUCAGGAGAGAACGAGAUGGUAUAACAGUAGAUGUAGCUCUUCAAUGGUGCUCAGAUUCAUACACGGACACCAUACUUGGAUAUGCAAACAGUAUACGGACGAGUGAUGGAGGAACUCAUCUUGACGGUAUGAAGGCAGCCAUCACUCGCACUCUUAACUCUCUGGGGAGAAAGACCAAGAUUAUCAAGGAGAAAGAUGAGAAUUUGAGUGGAGAUCAUGCAAGAGAGGGUCUUACUUGUGUCGUUGCAGUGAAGGUUCCAAACCCUGAGUUUGAAGGCCAAACUAAAACACGACUAGGAAAUCAAGAAGUCCGUCGCGUGGUUGAACAGGCUGUUCAAGAACUAGUAACCGAGUAUUUGGAAUGUCAUCCAGAGGUUUUAGAAAGUAUUCUCGCUAAAGCUAUACAAGCGUUUAAGGCUGCAAUGGCGGCUAAGAAAGCCAGGGAAUUAGUAAGACGGAAGAACGUGCUCAAGUCUGCUAUGCUACCCGGGAAGCUUUCUGACUGUUCUUGUACAGAUCCUCGUAACUCAGAAAUUUUUAUCGUGGAGGGUGAUUCUGCCGGUGGAAGUGCUAAGCAAGGAAGAGACAGGAAAUUUCAGGCUGUAUUACCUCUGAGGGGAAAGAUUCUGAACAUUGAACGCAAAGAUGACGCUGCCAUUUAUAAGAACCGAGAGAUUCAAGAUCUAAUUAUAGCUUUGGGCCUCGGAGUUAAGGGAGAAGAAUUCAACUUGGAUACAGUGCGCUAUCAUAAAAUAAUCAUCCUCACAGAUGCUGAUGUUGACGGAGCUCAUAUUAGAACUCUGCUUUUAACCUUCCUGUUCCGUUAUCAGAGGCAAUUAUUUGAAGCUGGAUGCAUAUACGUUGGAGUUCCCCCGCUUUACAAGGUGGAGCGAGGGAAGCAAUCUCAGUAUUGUUACGAUGAGGGUGAACUGAAGGCUUUAUUAAAAAGUUACCCUUCAAAUGCAACCGUUAACAUUCAAAGAUUCAAAGGGCUUGGAGAGAUGAUGCCUUUGCAGUUGUGGGAAACCACCCUGGACCCAACCAAAAGAAUGUUGAAGCAGCUGACUAUGGAGGACGCUGCCGAAGCUAGUCAAAGAUUCACUGUACUCAUGGGAGACAAGGUGGAGCCACGCAAGGAACUUAUUCGAAGUUCAGCGUAUCGUCUGAGUGUCGAGAAUCUUGACGUCUAACCGCAGACCAGGUAGUGCUUAGAUUCAGCACCCUGAAUAGAUGGGUGUAACUUGUGUAUGAUUAGAGGAAGCUCCUAACAGAUGGCAGUCACCAAACAUUUCACUAGGCAACUGCCAAUAGUUACAAUUCUUUUGACUUCCCCAGGAAGUCUAGAUGCACUCUAGACCACCGUGUAUCAAUUUUGAUCGAAGCAUCCAAAGGAGGCAAAUAUAUGUGCAAAAGAGUUUCAGGUGGAUGUUGCUCGCAUUGGUUCAGAUGCGCAUCAAUAAGAAGUUGAAUAAAUGCGUCAGCAGUCUUGUUGUAACACGUGACGUGGAUGUCAUCAGUAUCUGAACUAGCACAUCGAUCCUCAGCUCUGACUUCCGCUUUGGCGAGUCCGCUAUAGAACCUGAAUGUAAAUCGUAGUGCUAGACCCGUUUUAGGAUGGAUGCUUAGACUUUGGACAUGUGUCGGUUUUCCAGAUGUGCCUAGGACGUUAUAGGGAUGGGAUCCAAGUGCACCUGAAACCCAGCUACAAAGUAGGGUGCCAUAUGUAUCGUUAAGCACUGAGAAGAAGUCAUUGCUGGAAAGGAUAUAUAGCCUUUCCAUUUCUAGAUCGCGAAGGCUGCGGUUCCUUAAAGGUAAUGCUCAUUGAGGACAGAUUAUCUCCGAGCUUUGCCGCUCUCGUGUUUAAUGAUAUUGAAAUCUUCAACGUUG